AUCAGAGCGAGGUGCGCUGCAGCUUAUAAACGCAUCAGCUGCCGAGUCUUUUCCGUUCACCGUCCCCGCUGUCCCGUGAAUCACUGACCCCAGCUGCAGCCCUCUACACCGCAACCGUGAAGAUGGCGGCCCGGACCAUGCAAGCGGCGCGAUGCCCAACAGAUGAGCUGUCGCUGACUAAUUGUGCCGUGGUGAGCGAGAAGGAUCUGCAGUCAGGACAACAUGUGACUGUGAAGACCACACCCAACCACAAGUAUGUGUUUACAGUGAAGACUCACCACACUGUGGCACCUGGAAGCAUCGCCUUCAGCCUGCCGCAGAGGAAGUGGGCGGGUCUCUCCAUCGGCCAGGAGGUUGAAGUGGCCAACUACAACUUUGACAAGUCCAAGCAGUGCAUUGGCGCCAUGACAAUCGAAAUCGACUUCCUGCAGAAGAAGAGUACGGACUCCUCCCCGUAUGACUCGGACAAGAUGGCUGCCGAGUUCAUCCAGCAGUUCAACAACCAGGCCUUCUCUGUUACCCAACAGCUCGUCUUCAGUUUCUGUGACAAGCUGUUUGGUUUGGUGGUGAAAGACAUCGAGGCCAUGGACGCCAGCAUCCUCAAAGGAGAGCCGGCCUCUGGAAAGAAACAGAAGAUCGAGUGCGGGCUGAUGAUCGGCAACAGCCAGGUGAUCUUUGAGAAGGCGGAGAGCUCGUCCCUCACACUCGUUGGAAAGGCAAAGACCAAGGAGGCUCGACAGACAAUCAUCAACCCAGACUGGAACUUUGAGAAGAUGGGAAUCGGAGGUCUGGACAAGGAGUUCUCCGACAUUUUCCGCAGAGCCUUUGCUUCCCGAGUCUUCCCUCCGGACAUUGUGGAGCAGAUGGGUUGUAAGCACGUGAAGGGCAUCUUGCUGUUUGGGCCUCCAGGCUGUGGUAAAACACUGAUGGCCAGGCAGAUUGGUAAGAUGCUCAACGCCCGCGAGCCCAAGAUCGUCAACGGCCCCGAGAUCCUGAACAAGUACGUAGGAGAGUCUGAGGCCAACAUCCGAAAACUGUUUGCUGAUGCAGAGGAGGAGCAGAAGAGGCUGGGAGCCAACAGCGGCCUCCAUAUCAUCAUCUUUGAUGAGCUGGACGCCAUCUGCAAGCAGAGAGGAACGGGCGCCAGCAGCACAGGGGUGCAUGACACUGUGGUCAACCAGCUCCUGUCCAAGAUUGACGGCGUGGAGCAACUGAACAACAUCCUGGUCAUCGGUAUGACCAACAGGCCCGACCUGAUCGAUGACGCUCUGAUGAGGCCCGGCAGGUUUGAGGUCAAGAUGGAAAUCGGUCUGCCUGAUGAGAAGGGGCGUGUCCAGAUCCUGACCAUCCACACCAACAAGAUGCGAAGCUUCAACCUGCUCGCUGGCGACGUCAACAUCAAGGAGCUGGCGGCUGAGACUAAGAACUACAGCGGUGCCGAGCUGGAGGGGCUGGUCAGGGCCGCUCAGUCCACCGCCAUGAACCGACACAUCAAGGCCACAUCUACAGUGGAGGUGGACAUGGAGAGGGCCGAGAAGCUGCAGGUCACCAGAGACGACUUCAUGGGGUCCCUCAACAACGACAUCAAACCUGCGUUUGGUACGAACCAGGAGGAUUAUUCCAGCUACAUCAUGAACGGCAUCAUCAAAUGGGGCGACCCCGUCACUCACGUCCUGGACGACGGAGAGCUGCUGGUGCAGCAGACUAAGAACAGUGACCGCACACCGCUGGUGGCCGUGUUACUGGAGGGUCCACCCCACAGUGGGAAGACAGCCUUGGCAGCUAAGAUUGCAGAGGACUCACAGUUCCCCUUCAUUAAAAUCUGCUCUCCAGACAAGAUGAUUGGACACUCUGAGAUCUCCAAGUGCCAGGCAAUCAAAAAGGUCUUUGAUGACGCGUACAAGUCUCAGCUCAGCUGCGUGGUGGUGGACGACAUCGAGCGUCUGCUGGACUACGUCCCCAUAGGGCCGCGUUUCUCCAACCUGGUGCUUCAGGCUCUGCUGGUGCUGCUGAAGAAGGCGCCGCCAAAGGGUCGGAAGCUGCUCAUCAUCGGCACGACCAGCAGGAAGGACGUGCUGCAGGAGAUGGAGAUGCUGGACGCCUUCAGCACCACCAUCCACAUCCCCAACAUAUCUACUGGGGAGCAGCUAGUCGACGCUUUAGAGCUGCUGGGGAGCUUCUCAGAUAAAGAGCGCGCCAGCAUCGCACAGCAGCUCAAAGGGAAGCGAGUGUGGAUCGGCAUCAAGAAGCUCCUGGUGCUCAUCGAGAUGUCGCUGCAGAUGGACCAGGAUUACAGAGUGUCCAAGUUCCUGUCUCUGCUCCGAGACGAGGGGGCGGUGAACGAUGGCGAUCAGAUCCGAAUUUAAGCCUUCGGUCUCUGUCCCUGAUCUCUGUGAUCGCAGCUUCUAUGAGUAGAGGGGCUGGAGGAGUGAAGCAUCUCACCACCAACAAUAUCCACUGGAUAAAAUGAGGAAGAGGAGAAGAAGAAGAAGAAGAGAUCCUCCUCUUGUCCAUCCACCCAGUGAUCCAUCCAUCCGUCCGUACAUCUAUCUACUUAAAUACCCACCUGUUCGAAGAGAGGGACACACAGCUCCUCUUGUUCUCAGCAUGUUUCUGUAGGCAGUGCCACUGUAUCACCGUCCUCCUACUCUUCAUCAUCACCAUCAUCUUUACUUAUUGACAUAUCACAGCAAACUACUGGAAGUCGUACUGUUAAAAAUCUGUUAUCUGUAAAGAAAAUUGCAAUAGAUGAUUGUAAAAAGUGCUGUUUUGUGCAUCGUGCGUUAAAAAAACAACAAAAAAAGAAAGUAUGUUUUCAGCUCUAGUAUUUGUUGUGUUUGUUGCAUAUCCCUCGUCUUGCUAAAGAUAGUUAUUGUUAGUAUACGAUAUGUAUCCUCACAAACACAAGCAGAGUCAACAGAAAACAUCCAGACGUGACACAAGCCAUCUGAAUAUUUAAGAUGUGGAUCUCUGAGAGGCUUUUAGUGAAUAUGUAGUGGCUGUAAAAACGAAGCUGUUCCAUGUGACAAUGUAAACCCUUUAAAAUCUACAGUAUGUAACCUGUUCAUGUUCUGUACAUAGUAUAUAUAGAGACAAAUGCAGUAUAUCACAAGAGUCAUUUAAACGAUUGGUCUCAAGUCUGUUUGGUACUAUAUCAGUAUGAUUCUUCUUCCCUGAGACGUUACCAGGUUACUGUAAUAGUGAAAGUAAUUGCUGGAUUGUUUCUGUCUGUGUUCAGUUGAGUCUCGCUAGUGUCGCUAAACGGCAGCAUCAGUGUUAACGAUUAAAAAAUAUUCCGCACUUUUAACAUCGAGUCAAAGAACCUUUAGUAUCUCAGUGGGUCUUCGUGGGAACUCGAGCUCGUGUGCAUGUGUGAGGAACUAAACGCUGCAUGUGUCCAGUAUGUAUGUGUGUGUGUGUGUGUGUGUGUGUGUGUGUGUGUGUGUGUGUGUGUUUGAGAGAGUGUGUGUGGCAGCAGGAAGUGCUGUUGAAUGUGAGCAUGUGUGUGUUUUAGUGUGUGUGUGUGUGUGCAUCUUGAGUUCAGGUUGAGGCAGUCGGUGGUUAAUUUGUGGGGUUUUUUUCAUGUCAUGUGUUCAGUGGUUUUUGUCCAAAUGUUCUUGUUUUAUUCGGAUCAUUGACGAUGUGUGUGUGAGUGUGUGUGAGUGUGUGUAAAUAUAUAUUAACAUGCAGAUGUAUUAUUGCAAUAAAAAGCACUGAUGCACAGGA
Molecule: messenger RNA, 3726 nt
Organism: Epinephelus moara (kelp grouper)
Lineage: Eukaryota; Metazoa; Chordata; Actinopteri; Perciformes; Serranidae
Product: vesicle-fusing ATPase
Exons: 21
Coding region: 123-2366 (747 amino acids)
Biological process (GO): Golgi to plasma membrane protein transport; SNARE complex disassembly; intra-Golgi vesicle-mediated transport
Cellular component (GO): Golgi stack
Molecular function (GO): ATP binding; ATP hydrolysis activity
Source: RefSeq, a predicted model, not a curated record